ACAACAUCUCGUUGAUUGGUUAUUGGCAGGAAAGUAACCGAAAUGGUUUUUCCUGCAACUUUCUUCACACUAUUACUAAUAAAUGUCGUCACCUUCUUUUUCCUCCUUCGAUAUUGUCAGUGAUUUCCGCGGCGGUAUGUAAAGAUGUCUCAGGUGGGUCUGAAGUGUCCGAGCUGCGGCUCUUCCAACAUCGUGGAGGAUGAUUUGUACGCACAGACCCAGAGUGUGUGUGUGGACUGCGGCUCCGUGCUGUCCGAGGACCUUCUGGCUAAUCACCCGGUCGGGGGUUCAGAAGUCAGUUACAGGCACUCUGCUCAGCAAUCCAAAAGACCAUGCCAAAACCUGAUAAAAGGACUGCAGCGGGUCAGGGCUCUCUGUCGUGUCCUCAGAGUCAACAGUGAAAUUGAAAAAUCAUCAACGGCCUAUUUUGAACAAGUGUAUAACCACAAGAGCUUCAUCAAUGUGAGCUUGACUAAGAAGGAGGCCUUAGCUGGCAGUUGUGUCCUCAUCAACUGCAGGAUGCACAAUUGGCCUGUUACUGUGACGACCAUCGCUUACCUCAUCGACACUGAUCCAGGGAUUGUGGGAGCCAUUUAUCAAGAGGCUUUGAACACUCUGAACAUCUGUGUUCCACCUUUGAGUGUCACUGAUGUUAUGGAAGCUCACUGUCAGGAAUACCAAAUCACACGUGAUCAUGUUCCAGAUGAGUUGGCGGCUGACACAAAAGAGCUGACAAGAAGAGCUUUGGCGCUGGUGGAGCUGGCAGCCAACUCCUGGAUUGUGACUGGCCGAAGACCUGUCCCUAUCAUGAUGGCUGCAACAUACUUGUCUUGGCAGUCCCUACAGCCCACAAAACUACGACUCAAAAUGACUCUGGAUAAAUUUUGUCAAAUCACAAAAGUUGAUAAGAACAGCGCUGCAAUGAAAAGAGUAAAUGAAAUCAAGGCAGUGCUGUGUAAACUUGGGAAUGAGAUCCCAUGGGAAAAACGAGGAGUGACUCCUAAUGAUGUGAUACAGCAAGUGGAGGACAUUUUGAGUUAUAGAUUUGCCUUGAUGAGGAAGGCUUUGAAAAGUUGUGAGGACUCGCUACAGGCAGAUCUUCAGCAGUGUGAUGCAGAAAAUAAAGAAACGUCGACGACCAAAACGCCAGAAUUAAAAACUUCUUCCAAGACGGGCUCAAGUGUUCUAGAAACUGAGCAAGCAAACAGUGGUGCCUGUGAUGAACCAAACUGGGGUAAAGCCAUGCUGUUUGCCCCUCCUUGUGUGGUUCAUCCCAAGAAAAGGAAAAGGACGCCAAGUAACCAAACAGAAGUAACAGGGAAUGAAGACAUAUCCGACAGUGAAAUUGAUUCAUACAUCAGAACACCUCAGGAAGCCCGAGACUUUGCAAAGACUCAAAAGGUUUUUUUGCCAGGAGAGUGACAGUUUGUAAUGGUUGAAUUAUUGUCAUCAUCAUCGUCUGCUGUUUCUAGUUUUCUGAAAAGUAAGAAAAAAGUUAUAAUUUUUGUUGGCAGAAACCGAUGUGGCUAAAAUAGUUAGUUUUCUCUUUUGCUUGUUUGUUAAUAUGCAUUCUGUAUAUUAUCAGUAGAGCAUACAGCUCUGAUUUAUGUAAUAAAGCAGUCUAGUAAGAA
Molecule: messenger RNA, 1631 nt
Organism: Boleophthalmus pectinirostris (great blue-spotted mudskipper)
Lineage: Eukaryota; Metazoa; Chordata; Actinopteri; Gobiiformes; Gobiidae
Gene: brf2
Product: BRF2 RNA polymerase III transcription initiation factor subunit
Exons: 4
Coding region: 145-1422 (425 amino acids)
Biological process (GO): transcription initiation at RNA polymerase II promoter; transcription preinitiation complex assembly
Cellular component (GO): nucleus; transcription preinitiation complex
Molecular function (GO): RNA polymerase II general transcription initiation factor activity; TBP-class protein binding
Source: RefSeq, a predicted model, not a curated record